AUGGACCAACAAUAUGAUUUAGCCAAUGUGGAGCAGCUAUCUGAUGCUCAGGAAAAGGCACUUGCAUUAUUACCACUACCGAGUGUCGUUCUGAGCAUCAUUGGUUCAUCUGUCAUCAUUUACGUGGCGAUCAAUUCCAGGAGGGAACAAAAGUGGACUCCCUAUACGCGGUUGCUCAUUAUGAUGAGUGCAGCCGAUAUAUUAUUCAGUAGUACAAUAGGCGUGGGUGGAUUCUUGCGUCCAAGUGAGACCAGCCCGAGAGCUUGGGCCUUUGGCUCUUCGGCUACCUGUAGUGCAAUCGGGUUCUUGAAUCAAAUUGCCACGAGUGCAGUGCUGUACAAUGCCAUGCUCAGCUGCUACUUCCUCCUUACGGCGAGGUUUAACUUUCGAAACUCCUACAUUGCCAAGAAUGUGGAACCUUGGAUGCACUUUGUCUCCAUUGGUUACCCACUGUUAACCGCAACCAUUGGUGCCGCCGCUGGAGAGUACGGAGAAAUGACAGUCAACGGACUCGUAUGCUGGCUUGUCAAAUUCCCAACCAACUGUGGCUACGGUGAAGGAGAAUCCGGAGAAGAGUGCUUGUCCAAGUUUAUUGGAUGGGUGUUUUACGGCCUUCCAGUCCUCGUUACCUUUGCUUCUAUCAUUACCAACUCGCUCAUCUUGGUGCUCUUUGUGCAAAAGCAAGCAUUGCCGGCACCCAGCAACUACAGCAAGAGGGCCCCCUCCAUGGCUCAAACUGAACGAGAUCAGAACAAACGACUCCGUCUGGUCCGGACUCAAGCUAUUCUCUUUCUGGCAUCCUUUACAGUUUGCAUCUUUUGGACUGGUGUCUUGAACUCUGUGGAAAGCACGGCAGCCUCCAAGGAAGAAGAACUGGCUCUGAUGUGCCGAUGGUUUCCAAUCUCGGUAAUACAGGCCAUCUUUAUGCCCCUCCAAGGGUUCCUGAACAUGUUUGUCUAUCUUCGACCCAAGUACCUCAAGACCCGAAAAGAAUAUCCCUAUGAAUCCAAGUUUUGGUCUUUCAAGAGAUCGGUCUUUGGACAAGAAAUCAAGCCAACAAGAAGCAAUAUUGCAACUCAUCUCAUGACACCUAUACAGGAUGCCAAAGUGGAGAGAGUUGCCAUGAAGAAGAAAAUGUCGGAUAAGCAAAAGAAUGCCAUGGUUGGAGCAUUUGAUAGCAAUGAAGUUGAAUUCUAUGAUGAUAAUGAUUACAAUAACGCCGUCAUCAAAGCCUCCCAUGGACCAAGCUCCAAGAAACUGUCCUCAAAGAAGCUCGCAAAGUAUACCGUGUCGGAUAUGACUGCCAGCGAAGGUGACUUUGAUCAUGUGAUGGACGAAGAUCAAGUAGACGAUCGAUGGGAUACGGAAAAGACAGCCAAAAGACCAAUGACAACUCCGAUAAAACGCAAGUUUCAAUCGAGCAUCAUUGGGGGAUCAAGUUUGGAAGUGAUCAGUGAAAACUCCGAAUGCAAGUUUGAACCCAUCAGUACCCCGCCCCUUCACUCGUUACCAGCUCCACCACCACCUCCCGCCCUCAGCCUCCAAAAUAUGGAAGGUCGAUGGAACGCGGACUGCAAGAACAACAACAGCCAAUCUAGGUCCCCCACGCCCUCACCGGUUGUGAGUUCUGAUGAUGAGUCAUCAACCAGUGAAGAGGAGGAAGAGUCUAAGGAUACUCCCAUCAUGGCACCUUCGCGGCAACGCAGCGAAGAAUUUUCUACGCCAUCUGACAACGACUGUGAAGAUUGUCCCAUCCGGGCACCAUCGCGGCACCUCAGUGACGACUCGCUCACUCAAGCAGGAGAAGAUCCAGACAACUCAGAACCCAUCGAGCCCCUCUAUAAUCCUUUGGCUAGCCCACUGCAAGUACUACAAGAAGUCAGCAACGAUGGUCCAAUCCGAGCACCUGCACGUCACAUGAGCAGUGAAUCAUUGCCUGGGAUGGAGGAGGAAAGCUCCUCUUCGGAUGAGGCACCUGCCUUUGUUGCGAAUGGACCUACUUCAUUGGAUACUACGCCACCACCAGCAUCUACUGUGAAUAGCCCACUGGCGAGUACUAGACCAGCAGUGGAUAGACAACAAGUUGUCGAAAGCCAAAGCCCGGUCAUUCUUCCAUCUCAAAGACCACGGCCGCGUUUGCGUGGACCAGCAUUCUUUACGGCUACAAGACAUUGA
Molecule: messenger RNA, 2175 nt
Organism: Cylindrotheca closterium
Lineage: Eukaryota; Bacillariophyta; Bacillariophyceae; Bacillariales; Bacillariaceae
Source: the annotation of a GenBank genome assembly